Messenger RNA from Equus caballus (horse), 1488 nucleotides. RefSeq names its product BTG anti-proliferation factor 4 (gene BTG4). Gene Ontology annotation, biological process: negative regulation of mitotic cell cycle; negative regulation of cell population proliferation. Gene Ontology annotation, cellular component: nucleus; cytoplasm. NCBI's taxonomy places the organism in Eukaryota, Metazoa, Chordata, Mammalia, Perissodactyla, Equidae. The record is from RefSeq and is a predicted model, not a curated record.
GGCAUGCCUGGAGACCAGGGAGACCCACGGUUUAAUCUAAGGAAGAAUGCUCGUGGUGUUUUAAAUGCCCAAACAGAAGAUUGCAUUUGUUUUAGACAGCACCAGGAAGUUCAUCACUGGUGAAAGUUUUAGCAGUUACGCCACUCCAGCAUGCCAGGAGCUAUCCAUAUCCAUCUUCUGCUAGUACUAGCAAUGAGGUUUUUAUUCCAGCCAGCAGACGAAAUUAUCAGAAGGUAGGAUAUUAGGAUAUGGAAGGAGAAGGCUUGAUUCUCAAUCUAUGUUAUAAAAGAGAAGACUUUAAUACCAAAAUAGAAGAUACAAAUCCAGUGUGAAAAUCUUUAACCACUUUCAAUAAAGAACUCACUCUACACAUGCCAAGGAGCAUCCUGAUGGGGACCUGGAAAACGCUAUCUGAUUAUCCUAAAAGACAGCACCUGUGUAAGACUUCUUGUAAGUUUUUCUUGAAUCAUGAGGGAUGAAAUUGCAACAACAGUUUUCUUUGUCACAAGACUGGUGAAAAAGCAUGACAGACUGAGUAAACAGCAAAUUGAAGACUUUGCAGAAAAGCUGAUCACAAUCUUGUUUGAAACAUACAGAAGUCACUGGCACUCUGAUUGCCCUUCUAAGGGGCAAGCCUUCAGAUGUAUCAGGAUAAACAAUAAUCAAAACAAAGAUCCCAUUCUGGAAAGGGCUUGUGCUGAAAGCAAUGUGGAUUUUUCUCACCUGGGACUCCCAAAGGAGAUGACCAUAUGGGUAGAUCCCUUUGAAGUGUGUUGCAGGUAUGGUGAGAAAAAUCAUCCAUUUACAAUUGCUUCUUUUAAAGGCAGGUGGGAGGAACGGGAACUCUCCCAACAAAUCAGUUAUGCUGUUAGUAGGGCCACGUUGGACUCCUCCCCGGGCAGCUCCUCCGAUGAAGAAGGUUGUAACCAAGAACCUCAGAUAAUUCCUAAAGUCAACAAUCCAAAGAGUAUUUAUCAGGUUGAGAAUUUGAAACGACCCUUUCAAUCUUGGUUCCAAAUCCCCCGCAAAAAUAAUAUGGUGGAUGGCCGUAUGGGCCUCCUAGAAAAUGCUUAUCAUGUGUUGCAUAAGAACCCUAAGGGUCAUAGGGCUGCUGCCAUACACCGGGUGGACAGGUACCACUGGGUCAACACGCACCGAUAAUGCAGUGACUGAGCACUCGGUAGGAUAGAGCUCAGAGAAGCUGUGUUACUUUUCUCUGAAAGGAAAAUGAGUCUAAGGUUGAGAGGCCCAUGAAACUGAAAAAAAUAACCACAUUAGGGACUAGAGUGCAUGAUGGUGAAUCCUCUCACACAGAUCAUGACUAUGUUCUUAGCUGUAAUUUAAUUCUUAUUUAAUUUUAUGUGAAGUUUUAUGUAACACUAGUGAAUGUACUCAAUAACAUGAUAGAAUGAAGAUACUGACCUGUGAUAAGAUUCAAUGAAUUAUGAAAAGUAGCAGUUUAAAUAAACUUAUUGUGUUUUUAAUACC